AUUACAAGCCAUUGAGGCUGUAAAGUAUAUGAAUGAGAAGUUUUUUGAGGAUGAGUCUAAGAAGAGGCCUCUGAUAGAAGAAAAUCCUAUAUUUUUACAAGUAUCUCUUAAAAAGAUUCCUUCAAGUAAAUUGAUAAAAAUCAUCAAAGCGCCUCUUCCUAAUUCAUUAGUUGGAGAUACUUCAGAUGUCUGCCUCAUCACUGGUGAUCUAGAUAAAAACGAUCGUAAAGCAGAAAUAGAGCCUACUGUUUUACACUACAAAGAUCUUUUAAUGCAGCAUGGUGUAAAGGAAAAUGUAGAGGUGAUUCCAUUGCGACAGCUCCGAACAGAAUAUAAAGCAUAUGAAGCCAAACGACAGUUAGUAGCUGCAUAUGAUGUGUUUUUAGCUGAUAAUAAAAUUGCAGGUGUCUUACCUAAGUUGCUGGGGAAAUUCUUUUUUAGGAAACGCAAGUUUCCUAUCCAAAUUGAUAUGGAGUCUUCCAAUAUAAAAGGCCUUAUACAGAAAGCCAGCUCAAGUACUGUGUUUUUUUUCUCCAACCGUGGCAACAGUUGUACGGCUGAAAUAGGAAAUUUAGACAUGACUGUUGAAGAAGUAAAGCAAAAUAUAUUAGCAGCAGUCAAAGUUCUUAGUGAGAGGGUACCUGGAGCUUAUGACAACAUUAUGGGAAUACAUGUGAAAACUUUAAAAUCAAAAGCAGUUCCCAUUUAUAUGUCAUAUGGUAGUCCUAAUGAAGUGAAAUUUGAAAAUUUUAAGGUAAAAGAAUUAGUUGAAGCUGAAGAGUUAAGCACUUUGCCAAACAAAAAAGUAAAAGUAUUUAGAGAUGGUAAAAUAAUAGUUAAAAAUUGUAAAAAUGAAAGUGAAUCAGAAGACAAUUCUGAUGUAAAUGAUGAAGAUUCCUGUCCAGAAUCAGCUGACAACGAUGAAAAGGCAGCAAUUCUGGACUCUGAUGAAAAGUCUGAAAAUUCAAAUACUGUAAAAGUCAGUAAUUCCAAAGGUAAGAAGUCACUGAAAAGGAAAAGGAUUUCAAAGAAAAUUGUUAAAAAUAAUACAAGUGAAGAAAAUAACUAUCCUAAAGAAGAAACUAGAAGUGAUGACAAUGUUGUAAGAGUCGCUAAUUCCAAAGGUAAAAAGUCACUGAAAAGGACUUCAAAGAAAAUCAUUAAACAAAUUACAAGUGAAGAAAAUAAAUAUCCUAAAGAAGAAACUAGAAGUGAUGAUAAUGCUGUAAAAGUUGCUAAUUCCAAAGGUAAAAAGUCACUGAAAAAAACUUCAAAGAAAAUCGUUAACCAGAAUACAAGUGAAGAAAAUAAAUAUCCUAAAGAAACUAAAAGUGAUGACAUCAAUGAUAUUAAAGAAUGUAAGUCUAUUCAAGAAAAUAAUUAUAAUCAAAAGCUUAAGAAAUAUAGGAAGAACUGUAAAAUUACAGGACUUGAGAAAGAGAUUAAUACAGAGAAAGAAAAAAGCUCACAAAAAGAAACUGUAAUAGAUAAUUUUGCUGCUGAAGAAACAAAAUUAAAAGGAAACAAGUUGAUUGAGAAACAAAAUAAAAGACAACCGGAGAAAGAAAUUACAAAAGGAAAUAGACCUCUGGAAGAUGUAAAUCUAUCUAUAAAGCAAUCUAAGAUAAAUGAGGGAAUAGACAAAUCUCCUAAGAAAGCAAUUACUGGUAAAAGAGAGUAUCUAAAAAGGAGACAAUUUUAUAAGUUAAAGAAGAGACUGAAGUUGGCUGAAGAGUUGAAGAAAAAACAGAAAGAGUCCGAAUCACCUAAGAACAGAAGUGGAAGAAAGAAGAAGCCUGUAAUGCAUAAUGUUUUAACUGAUGUAAUAUAAUGAUUGUAUAUUAUGAAUAUUUCAAUAAAUGUAUGUUUUGAA
This is a messenger RNA of Stegodyphus dumicola, 1873 nucleotides long. RefSeq lists its product as uncharacterized. The record is from RefSeq and is a predicted model, not a curated record. Lineage: Eukaryota; Metazoa; Arthropoda; Arachnida; Araneae; Eresidae.